UGUUGAAGUCAUCCAACGAUUCCAUUGUCUCCCAAUUUCAGCUGAAUUGAAGCAACCCAUAUAUUUAAAUUGUUUCCCGCCAAUUCAGAACUGUUGGCAUGGCAAGCAGCUACAAAAGGUUUAUGAGUAUACAACAAAAGAAACAAAAUCAAAGUACUCCAAAACCUUCGAGAAGACACAGUAAUCCUGAAAAUCAUUCUAGCUCAACAAAGGACACGCCUCCGAUAAAAGGAAAUAUUACAGACGCAAGUGGAAAUACAGUUGGUGACAGAUUUUCUACGUCUUCACAAAGAGGAAGCCAUGAAAAUGACUAUUUGCGUUCUAAUAUGUUUCAACGCGAAACCAAGAAAGAUAAUUUGAGCAGAAACUCUUCAUACUCUGGCAGUAGAAGCUCUCAAAAUCCUGAAAUUGCCGAAUCUCUGGGGAAGCUAGAAGAGUACAAGCUCCUUUCUCCAUAUAUUCCCCAAAAACUUUCACCUACAAGCUAUACGGAUAAAAUUUCUUCACCUUCAACUAUUUUGCCUAAGAAUUAUACGAGCAAUAGUACCAUAGACAAGGCAGAGGGCCAAACUCACCCAAAUUUAGUUCCUCGAACUAGUGAUGUUUUACAAAAUGAGUUGAACAAUGAGGUUAAAAAUACUGAAGAGCAUGUUUUAACUGAGAAAUUUUCUAACCGAAAUGAACUUGGUGGUCUCAUAUCAGAGUACAAAGCAAACUAUGUCGUAUCUCCCGGGCCAAGGACAAGAAGCUUCAUCGAUACGAGUACUGAUGUAGCAUCAAAAAGCAGUAUGUUAGACAAUAGCAGGUCAUUUAUUGUGGAUGUAAGGUCUGCCGAAGAAUCUCAAGUGCUUUCCUUGAAAGCUUCCAGUCGACAUACCUCAACACAAGGUUCUGCGAUUGCACAAGGCUUGAACGAUGAUCGACAAAAAGGAAGUGCUACAAGUUUGAUAGAAUUGGCGGAGAAAUAUUUAGUACAAGGUAAUUGUGUUCGAUUUCACUUUCUGAAGGAUCUUUUAUGCAUGACUGCGUACUUAGAAUAUAACACGACAUCGCGGGAGUUGUUUCGAAUAGCAUCAGCUUCAUCCGACGCCGAUGACGAAGAAAGAAUAUUGUUCGUACAAAAUGGCUUCGUUCCUAAAUUGGUCGAGAUCUUUGACAGAGAGUACAAUGUUUCUGAAGGAACGAAUGUUGUCGAAAAAGUUCACGUCGCAUCUAUUGCCGGAAAUUUAGCGCUUACUGAAGCAAACGAGGAAGUUAUUGCCGCCUCGGGUCUGCUUGAACGUUUCAUCUUUGUGAUCAAAGCCUUGUCGCCCUAUAACUCCUUAGAUCACCUCACUUUGAACUUUCUGCAAGAAUGUUGUAGAGCCAUAAGAAAUCUUUCUGAGAAUACGACAACGAUGUCUAUGAUAUUACAAUCAGACACCAUAAGUAAUUUUACACUUUUAGUAGCUAAUGUAUGUAAGCAGAGUCACAGUUGCGUAACUGAAGCUGUCGCUGCUAUGAGGAACCUUUGCCGAUCAGAAGAGUGUCGUUCUCAGUUGGUGGAAUCCAAGGGAGUCACGAUAGUUUGCAAUAUUCUUAGUGAACAAGGCAAUACUUCGCCAACAAAACUAAACGCUGAGUUAGUCUCGCAAAUUUGUUCUUUCCUUGCCGAGAUUGCUAUUGAUAAUCGUGCUGCUAAGCAACUAGUUUCCCAUGAAGCGGUCUUUCUGUUAUUAGUGCAGAACAUGGGUUCUAAUAUUCCUGAGGUUGCGUUUGAAAGCAUCCGCGCCAUAGCGAACUGCUUUGCUUCGGAGGGUGCUCAGAAGAAGUUCUCACGAGGUGGCAUUGUGGAACAAGUUAUCUCAAAACUGGAAAAGUCUGUUGAAGUUGUGUUUGGGUCACCAGGCGACAAGCAAGAGAUAGAUAUCUCUCUUAGAAUAGCAAUUGCUAUCGAGGCUAGCAGGGCGUUAGCCAAUCUAGCAUUAGGUUUUAUUCGUGAAGAUUACUCCAAGGCAAUUUCAGUAGCAAAAACCUGUGCCGAGAUCAUUCUUAACGAAGAAGAAGAGAAUUUUCCUGCCCCGAUUAUUAAUGUGCUGUUCGAACUACGUGGCGAGUGUUUGCGUUGUGUUGCCAAUUUGUCGGAAAACUCCACCAUUUGUAUUGAACUUUCCAAACAUCUAUUAUCCCAUGCCAACCAGAACGUGCUCAAUAUGUUUCUUCGCAAGUGUAUUCAAUACUGUGGUGAAACUUUUCGUGACGAUGCUGCACGACUCAUAUCGAACCUACUAGAAAUUCCUUGUCUAGAAAGUGAAAGCUCAGUUUUAUGCCGCCUAGGAAAUGUUCUGUCAGAAAUCAAUGGAGAUCAUGGUUUUAUUCCUGACCAAAACACAUCAAGUGUUCUGAUUCCAUUUUUAAAUUCCUUCACUUUGGAUAUGAAAGUCGAUAAGGAUUUCCAUGAAAGUGAAGAUUCCCAAGCAAAUAACACAAAAGUUGCCAGUCGCCUUCCAAAAAACUGUGUGGAACAAGAUGUUAAUAUUACAGGUCCACUGGAGACUUUCAUUGAAGAACUUCAUCGACUCAAAGAGUUUUGCAAAAGGGCCGAGAAAGCACUUCAAAAAGGUUUGGUGAGGCAAAAAGUUUCAAUUGAUACUUUGGCCAGUGCAUUUGAGCAAGUCUGUGCCACAAGAGAGUGCCUUGAUAAACUUUUUACCGAUCCUUCAUGUUCAUGAGAUAGAGAGACUAGUCAGCUUUUGGGAAUGAAUAUGAGGUAUAGCAAUGGAAUUUUUUUGUAAAAGCAGAAUAAGUUAACUGUACUAGUUAAUUUGCCGUGUUUAAGUUUAUAUGAAGAGAUUUCUAAUUUGGAUGCUUUGAAUUCCCCUUUACUAGAAAUUAG
This is a messenger RNA of Galdieria sulphuraria, 2875 nucleotides long. RefSeq lists its product as uncharacterized. Lineage: Eukaryota; Rhodophyta; Bangiophyceae; Galdieriales; Galdieriaceae. Gene Ontology annotation, molecular function: protein binding. The coding region runs from base 99 to 2711 and encodes 870 amino acids. The record is from RefSeq and is a predicted model, not a curated record. The transcript has a single exon.